Molecule: messenger RNA, 1592 nt
Organism: Musa acuminata AAA Group (dessert banana)
Lineage: Eukaryota; Viridiplantae; Streptophyta; Magnoliopsida; Zingiberales; Musaceae
Product: protein RETARDED ROOT GROWTH-LIKE-like
Exons: 7
Coding region: 95-1420 (441 amino acids)
Source: RefSeq, a predicted model, not a curated record
AUCUUCUCAUUGCUUGUGUUCCUCCGCAGCCGCCCUCUCAUCGUGCCCCCCUCCGCUCCCACUUCCCUUUAUAUCGGCAGCCCAUGUAACGGCCAUGGAGAUCUCGGGACUCCGCUCUCUGGUGAAGCACCUCAAGACCAUGCUCUCCUCCACCUCCUCUUAUCCCUUUCCUCCUUCUCCUCCUCUCUCCUCUCCCUAUAAAGCCCUGCACCUUGGCCCUUCCCGAACCCUAAUCCCUCUCCUUCUUUCCGGCCGAAUUCGUCUCUCCGCCGUGGCCUGCCUCCUCCCCCGCCGGUGCCACCGCCAGAUCCGCCUCCCCCUCCCUGGCUUCCUCUGCCAUCCGACCGUCGAUCGCUUCCCCCGGCCCUUCUCCUCCAUCUCUUCCGACCCGGUGUUCGAGCGACGGGAGGAGCGGCAGCAGCCCACAUCGUCCUGCUCCGCGGACGGCGAGUACCAGGACCACCUCUUGCAGGUCCAGCAGGAGAAGCAGAGCCGGUUCGUCCCCGUUAAGGCCUACUUCUUGUGCACCAGUAUUGAUUUGAGGAGCUUGCAGGCUCAGAAUGCGUUCAACGUUAUUCCGCCUACAUCCCGCGCCACCAAUUACGUUGUCCUUCGAUACUAUGAUGUUAAGAACGACCCUCAUGUUAUGGAGUCUGGUUUUCCAAAUGAGAGUGUUUGUCACUAUAUGGUAGUUUUUCACUAUGGUUCUGUUGUUUUGUUCAAUGUCACUGACCAUGAAGCUGAUGGGUACCUGAAGAUUGUUGAAAAACAUGCAUCAGGUUUGCUACCAGAGAUGAGAAAGGAUGAUUAUGCUGUAGUCGAAAAACCAACUCUGGAGACUUGGAUGGAAGGUGGACUUGACUACAUAGUGCUUAAAACUUUGAACAUAGAUGGUAUUCGGACCAUUGGAAGUGUUCUUGGUCAAAGCAUUGCUUUGGAUUACUACAUCCGGCAAGUUGAUGGAAUGGUAGCUGAGUUCACAGGUAUCAACCGGGGUUUGGAGAAAACUGGAACCUUUACCAUGAAAAGGAAAAAGCUUUUUCAGUUAGUGGGGAAAGCAAAUUCAAAUCUGGCUGAUGUCAUUCUCAAACUUGGUCUUUUUGAGAGGUCAGAUAUUGCUUGGAAGAAUGCUAAAUAUGCACAGAUAUGGGAGUAUCUCAGGGAUGAAUAUGAGCUAACACAGAGAUUUGGAAAUCUUGAUUUUAAGUUGAAGUUUGUUGAGCACAAUAUUCGCUUCCUCCAGGAAAUUCUUCAGAAUAGGAAGUCUGUUUUCCUCGAAUGGCUAAUCAUUGUUUUGAUUGCUGUGGAGAUCCUCAUCUCUCUUUAUAACAUCUUUUUUCAUCCAACACCAGUAGUUACCCAACAAAAAACAAACAACCAGAAAAUUUCUCAAGAAGGAUCUGUCGACUAUGAUGGCUAAAUUUGCGGAUAUGGAUUCUAUUAUAGCCAAUAGUCUUUAAUUUUUGUUAAUCUUCCUCAGAUCUUUUUGUAAAGUUGCUACAAUCUGUAAGAUCAUUUCUCUGGAUAAAUUAUUUCACAUGUUAUCUUUAAUGAAAUGAUCAGAAGCAAAAAAGAAAAGCAUUUCGUUUGCA